AGAUCGACAACUUGUUCCCCCCCACCCCCCUCUCGUGCGCGACAGGUUCUUUUUUUUUUUUAUACAUGCUAAAGCAGAUUUUGUUUAGCAAUUUAAGCCCAAAGAAACUAAGUGAGCUACAUAAACAAUAAACAACAGAAACAGAAAGACAAAAAAAAUAUACAAAACAAAAACAAAACAAAACAAAAACAACAAGAGCAGCAAAAUGGCUGCACAACAGCAGCUAUUGGCUUUGAUGUCAUCGGCCUCCGGGCACAACAACAACAACAGCCCCGAGCCACUGUACGAUCUGUCAUUGAUGGCCGUUGUCAACGGCCUGGACUGCAAAGUGCCGACACUGGAGCGCAUUAGCAAGCUGCCGGAGCUGCCGCGCAAUCUGCUGAUCGAUGUCUACGAGCUGAUGUCACAGCGCGAAGAUCUGAAGGAUACACUCUUGGAGGAGCUGUCCAAUCUGGAUGUAUUCCGUCCACUCGUACGCUACACAUCGGCGCGCGGCAAGCUGCUGCGCAUUGUCGCCGCAUUGAUGGCCAGCAACAAGACGCUGCCGCAUCGCCUCAGCGAAGCCUACGUGGGCCGCUAUGCUCUGUCCCAGACAGAGGCACAGUACAAUGAAGAGGCCGAUGGCGAUGGCGAUGGCGAUAAGGCGGGGGCAUUGGCAACUGCAGCCGGAGCUGCAGCUAAAGCCGAAGCUGGAGCUGGAGCUGGAGAGGCCGCCGCCUUGCUGCCGCAAAUUGACUAUGAUAAAACGCAAAUUAUUGACAUUGCCGCCAGCUGCCUGAGCCACAUGACUCUCAGCGACAAACAGACAGCAGCUGCAGCUGCAGCUGGAGCCGGAGAUGGAGCUGGAGAUGGAGCUGCCGGCGAAUCAGUGCCAAUGGAAGCGCUGCCCGAUGAGGAUAUCAUGGCCAUCGAUUUGGGUCUGCGUCUGGGCAGCUUUCUGUCCGUGGCCGGCUGGAUGCAGGAGAGCAUUUCAGUGUUGUCCUGCCUCAACGAAAGACUGAAACGCAUGCGGCCCUUCAAAGAUGAGCUGGUCUUGCGUCUCGAUUGCCUGCAGCGCCUGCUCUACGCAGAGUCGUCGCAUUGCAACUUUAAGAUGGCCCAGAAGACCUUUGGCGAACUGAUGGAGCUCAACGGCAUGCUGACGGAUGCGGUGCCGGCGGCCCUGAUUGCCAUGGCCUAUACGCAAAUCUCGUCCAUGUACUUUGCCCGCAACGAGUACAACAAUAGUCACAUGUGGAGCGUGCAGGCCAUGCGCCACUUGGAAAUGUCCGCGCCCACACGCGUUGCCAUCGAUGUGCUGCGACAGGCGGCCAAGGCCUGCGUGGUGAAGCGUGACUUUGCACGCGCCAAUUUGCUCAUCUGCCAGGCGGUGCGCCGAGCCCGCGAACAAUUUGGGCCCAAUCAUCAGAAAUACGGCGAUGCACUGCUGGAUUAUGGUUUCUUUUUGCUGAACGUCGACUCCGUUUUUCAAUCGGUAAAGGUCUACAAGGAGGCGCUGGCCGUGCGUCGCGGCAUCUUUGGCAACAUGAACUUUCAUGUGGCAAUUGCCCAUGAGGAUCUAUCGUAUGCCUACUAUGUCCAUGAAUAUAGCACUGGCGACUUUAGCUUUGCGCAGGAGCAUGUCGACGAGGCUGUGCACAUCAUGAAGAAUCUGGUGCCGAGCAAUCAUCUGAUGUUGGCAUCGGCCAAGCGUGUUAAGGCCCUGCUGCUGGAGGAGAUAGCGUUGGAUAAAAUUGCCGAUGGCAUGGGUGAUGACGAUCUGCUCGAUCAGUCCGAGGAGCUGCACAAUUUUGCACUCCAACUCUCGCUGGAGGUGUUCGGCGAGGUGAACGUGCAGACGGCCAAGCACUAUGGCAAUCUGGGGCGGCUAUAUCAGACCAUGAAUCGAUUCGAGGAGGCCGAACGUAUGCAUCAGAAGGCGAUCAAGAUCAAAACUGACCUGCUCGGCCCCUACGACUAUGAGGUGGGCCUGUCCAUUGGCCAUCUCGCCUCCCUCUACAACUAUCAGAUGAAGAAAUUCCGUCAGGCCGAGGAUCUAUAUCUGCGCAGCAUCGAUAUAAGCUUGCGUUUGUUUGGACGCAGCUACUCUGGCCUGGAAUAUGAUUAUCUGGGACUGUGCCAUGUCUAUGAGACAUUACACGAAUUCGAGAAGUAUUUGCGCUAUGCUCACAUUCUAGAGAACUGGCAGCUGCUGCGCGGCCAGAAUAUAACACAAAACAAGUCCAGCUAUCCUGCCAUCGAGCUGGAUUACACCAUUGAUCAAGUCAAGACCAAGUUCUUCAGCAUGAACGUCAAACGCGUGCCUACGCCGCCGGAGCCCAGCAAGAAUUGAGUGCAAGCGAAUGGAUCAAAGUGCAUCUGCAAUUGGGUCUUGGUUAGGUGUUCUAUAUACAUGAAACAUACACACACACACACACACACACACACACACACGCAAAUUUAAAUUUUGAUUUAAACAAUGAAAUGUUAACAACAAAAAGUGCAGAAGUAGAAGAACCGAAGAAAUAUUCUAAAUUUAAUUUUGUUACGUUUUGUAUUCCAAACCCAACUCAGGCAACGAAAUGGCCUUGAAAUGAGUUAUCCUCUAAUUUAGAUACACUCAAACACACACACAGAUACACACACCUCGUAAUUGGAUACAAAUACCGAAAAUCUUGUACAUCCAAUAAUCGUUCAUAUUUUAAUUCUAAAAUACGAAUAUAUGAUGUGAUUGCCUAACAUAUAUUGAUAUAUAUAUAUAUAUAUAUACAGUGUGUAUAUAUUGAUUACUGAUAAUCAAUGAAUAUGUUGUUCAAUAAUUUUUUAGACCAAUCGUUUGUUAAAGGAUUUGCAAAUGCAAAAGCUGUAGCACAAUUUAAAAAUUUAAAAAUUACAAAUUAAAUGCUACGCAGACAUAUAAAUAUAAUGAUGUAUAAACAAAUUAGCUGUUUGAUAGUUUAAUAAUACAAUACAUAGUUUAGACGCGACGAUCCAAACACACACAAACACAAGCACAUGAGUGCAUCGGAUCUUUCGAUAUAUAUAUAUAUAUAGAACUAUAUGUAGCGUUGUAUAUGAAUAAUGAUACAUAAUUGUUAAAUACGUACAAAGUAUUUGUAUCAUCAAUCAAUCAAUCAUACGUUAAAUUCCCUCCUCUUCCUCUCUAGACACACGCCGCCCAAUCGUUUGCGGUAUGCGUUUUAAGCUAGCGCCAAGGAAUUGGUUCACUUGAAUUCCAGUUCUUAAACCUAAUCUGUAAUGUCCGUUAGGAGCAGGAGUUAGCUUUUCACUUAACUGUGUGACUCGUGAAGCGAAAAUUACAUAAAUAAGUACACUUUAUACAACUAACGAUACCUAUGCCUAGUACUAUAUAUAUAUAUAAUAUAUAAUAUACAAUAUGUAUAAUUAACGACUUAUAUGCCUAACAACAAUAUUGUAGCCAACAACAAUUUGGCAUUGGCAUCAACUCGAAUGCCCAAUCUCAAAAUCGUAAUAAUAAAAUGUAAAGCAAUAAAAACUAUUUCAAUAAUGAUGUAUAUUAUACAAA
Molecule: messenger RNA, 3526 nt
Organism: Drosophila novamexicana
Lineage: Eukaryota; Metazoa; Arthropoda; Insecta; Diptera; Drosophilidae
Gene: Pat1
Product: amyloid protein-binding protein 2
Exons: 7
Coding region: 206-2332 (708 amino acids)
Biological process (GO): intracellular protein transport
Molecular function (GO): protein binding
Source: RefSeq, a predicted model, not a curated record